Diorhabda sublineata is the source of this 7735-nucleotide messenger RNA. RefSeq names its product ubiquitin carboxyl-terminal hydrolase 32 (gene Usp32). The transcript is spliced from 21 exons. The record is from RefSeq and is a predicted model, not a curated record. Bases 108 to 5144 code for a protein of 1678 amino acids. Gene Ontology annotation, molecular function: cysteine-type deubiquitinase activity; calcium ion binding. Gene Ontology annotation, biological process: protein deubiquitination. NCBI's taxonomy places the organism in Eukaryota, Metazoa, Arthropoda, Insecta, Coleoptera, Chrysomelidae. Gene Ontology annotation, cellular component: Golgi apparatus.
AGUUGUCUUGUUUUGGUAUCUUGUCAUUCUAGUGAUUGUUGUAAAUUGUGUAAUAGCUGUGGAAUUUAUUGUAAAAAAUGUUAUUAUGCGUAAAUAAACUUUAAAAAAUGGGUGCUAAGGAUUCGAAAAGGAGUUGCUUAAGCUACGACGAUGCAGUUAAACGAAUGUCCGAUGCCGAAUACAGGCGAGUAUGUGCAACCUUCAAAAGACUUACCAAUGGCGGACAAUGGUUGAGUCGACACGCUUUUACUCAGAACGUACUAGGCGAAGGUGUACCAUCAACUAUAGCAGAUUGGCUGUACACUGCGUGCGGAGGUACUGCCAGAGGUACAUCUCUAAGAGAUCUCAUUUGUGGACUCGUUUUGCUUACCAAGGGUACCCAGGAAGAAAAAAUCAAAUUUUUGUGGACUCUCUAUUGUAACGACUCAGCUACGUAUCUAACAAGAAGUGAAUUUAAGACUGCUUUACAAAUAGAAGGGGGUUUGUCCCUUACAGAAAAUAAAAUAAAUGUCACCUGGGAACGUACUGUCCAAUCGCUUUUUAGUAAUCAGGAUAAAGUUAGUUUUGAUGAUUUUAAGGCAUGGAUAUUAUAUAAUCAAGAAUGUACCGUACUAUCAAAAUGGCUGUUGGCUAAUCCUUGUGUAUCAUUAAGCUCUGAACUGGAAACACCAACAUUUUACCAAACUUUGGCUGGGGUAACUCAUUUGGAGGAACAAGAUAUUUGUGAAUUAGAAAAAUGUUUUUGGGCUUUACAAUCAUCUUCAGCUACCUCUAAUUUGGAUUUUAAUUGCUUAAAAUCUCGAGUAUGUCCACCUGUACCUUUGAAAGCUUGUAAAGGAUUAUUCUUGGCGUUAGACGUAAAUAGAGAUGAUCAUGUGGAUUUUAAAGAAUUGUGCUGUGGUAUAUCGGCCGCAUGUAGAGGACCAAUGGUCGAGAGAAUGAAAUUUUGUUUUAAAAUAUUCGAUAUGGAUAGAGAUUCUUACCUAAAUUCCGAAGAAGUCCAACAUAUGACACAAACUUUAAUAAUAGUAGCUAAUGAAAACAAAUUAACUUAUUUUCAACAAUUUCAUUCGGAAUCUCCACCGAAACAACAGGAUCUACUCACCGAUACGACGCCAAUUUCAAAGUCUGAUAGUGGAGAUAUGCAUCAAGAAAUAUUAGCUUGUCUCCAAUCGAAGUUAGAUAAUAAAGGAGGUUUAGCGCAGGAGGAUUUUUUAGUUUGGAGCGUGGAAAAUAACAGUUUGGUGGCACCUUUGUUGGAAUUGUUGUUUCAAGUUUGUCAUGUAUCCCUAGGACUCAGACCUCAUUGCAGACACAAUGAAUACGAGAUAGUGAUGGGUUGGUUGGAGAGAGAGCAACGUCGCGGUUUCCACGUAGGUCAAUUUUGGUAUCUCAUUUCUUCUGAUUGGUGGCAACAAUGGUUAAAUUAUACUUCUGCACCUCGUAGUAAUCUCGAUAUAUGUAAUUGUCGUAAUGAAAAUAGAAUACCCAUCGAAGAAGGAAUAGCGUGUGAUGAAAGCCUUAUAAGUAAUACCACUGAUUAUACGUCAACAUCUAACGAUUUUAAUUCUAACAGUAUGGAAUCAAUGGGGGAUCUACUCACCCGUGGAGGUGACAGGUGCAGUAUUUCUUCCAGUUCUGGAGUAUCCAGUAGUUCGGGUACGGGACCUAAGAGAAGUUUAGGACAACCAGGACCAAUAGACAAUUCCAAUUUAAUAGCAGAAUCAUUCUAUAAAGUUUCAACUUUAACUGGAGAAGGUGGGCGACUAAAGCGUGAUGUACCUUUGGCAGAACAUAGAGAUUUCGAAUUAGUUCCGGAAUCUUUGUGGAAAGCUCUUUCCAUGUGGUACGGAGGUCCAGUACCUCUUCCUCGGCAAGUUAUCCUGCCACCGGGACGAUCCGAUGUCGAACUCGAAUUUUAUCCCAGAACAUUGAAAAUACUCAGACAUCAUGCUCAACAAAGGAUCAGCACAGCUUCUUGGAGCAGUGUAGUAGGCGGAUAUGGGGCGGCCGCUUUAAGCACGGCAGGUUUAACUUCCGCUGUAAAUGCCAGUCCGAGACGUUAUUUGGCCCAUACGGCAGCGUUUUCUAGAUUGGCUACUAUACAACAAGUAACCGAAUUUUUGUGCCAUCGCUUAAACCUUAGAAUCGAAGAUGCCAGAUUAUGGUUGCUCAAAGAAAAUUCCACGAGACUUUUGGACGACGAUAUUGCAUCUUUGGAGGAACUGGGAAUUGUAGAUGGGGAACAAGUAUUAUUAGAAGUCAGAAAUAAAGAUCAAACGUGGCCUGAGGAAUUGGGACAGUUGGUAGCUGGUGGAGGACACGAAGUUGGUCUUAGUGUCGAAAGAAGACCCACUAUUUUUUUACCAGAAGGUGCUACCGGCCUUCACAAUUUAGGAAAUACUUGUUUUAUGAACGCAGCUUUGCAAGCAGUAUCUAAUACUAGACCUUUAACGCUUUAUUUUAGAAGGGAUAAUAUGUUGUCUGAAUUGAACGUUACGAAUCCAUCAGGAUCAAAAGGGGCCGUAGCUAAAAGAUACGCGGAACUCGUUAAAGAAUUGUGGGCGGGUUCCACGAGAAGCGUAGCGCCGCUUAAACUGCGGUACUUGGUUACCAAACAUUCGCCAAAUUUUCAAGACGGUGGCCAACAUGAUUCACAAGAGCUGUUGGCUUGGUUAUUGGAUGCUCUUCACGAAGAUUUGAAUAGGGUAGCAGUUAAACAAUACACAGAACUAAAAGAUAGUAAUGGUAGACCUGAUGAAAUUGUGGCGGAAGAAGCUUGGGAGCAACAUUUAUCUAGGGAUCAUUCUAUCAUUACCGAUUUAUUUUAUGGUCAACUUAAAAGCAAAGUAACAUGUCAGACAUGCGGACACGAAUCUGUACGUUUCGAUGUAUUUAAUGUACUCAGCCUUCCGUUACCUAUGGAAAGUUACACGUUAUGUGAAGUUUUGGUUGUUCAGCUGAAUGGCGAAUGCUCAAUAAAAUAUGGCAUGCGUCUUCAAUCUGAAGCCAAAUAUUUGGAUCUUAAAGAACAUCUGUCCAACAUCUGUGGAAUAAAACCGGAAAGAUUAUUGGUUGCAGAAGUAGCUUUUAGUCAGAUAUGCAACAUUCCCGCAGACGAUGCUAAAAUAAACCCCACGACCGCCAUGGAGCUGUACGCCUAUGAGCUACCGGAAACGACCGAAGUAGUACCAAAGGCAGAAAUAGAGAUCGAACCAGACGUGGAGGUGGAAAUAUGUGAUAGUCCUUUGGCAAGAAGUCCCGAGGUAAGCCACGGUUCGGCCCUAUGCAUGCCCAACAUUCUAUGCUUCAAGAACAACAGAUCUAAACAGGAAAACGUGGAACCUAGGAUAAGCAAUAUAUCUUAUAAAAAAUCCUCAAUAUCUGUACAUUCUGAUACAUCUACUGCCUCAGCUUCCUCCGAUUCGAAACGCAAGUGUCCUUCUUAUCUUAUUGCUGUUCAUAGAAAAUGCGUCCGACAAGAUACUUACUUCUUAUCGCAACAAAAAACCAAACCCAGUUUAUUCGGGAUGCCGCUACUUUUAGGAUUCGACGAUAAAACUACCUGUCAAAGCUUAUACGAAGGUGUCUGGAAUCAAGUGACGAGACUAUUAAGCCCUUUACCACAAAGUGACCAACCCAAUCAUGCAACCGACUGUGAUGACUCUCUAGGUUACGAAUUUCCGUUUACGUUAAAGGCCGUCCUACAAGGUGGUCAAAUAUGCGCCUUAUGUCACUGGACGCAAUUCUGUAGGGGUUGUAUCAUCCCCUGUUCAGAAGAACUAGUAAUAAACAUGUGUGGAUCCAGUUUGAACAGCAUGUGUAUCUCAAUCGACUGGGAUCAUACAGCACUCCAUUUACGAUAUCAGACAAGCCGAGAGAAGAUGUGGUUGGAGCAUGAAUCGGUGGCAACAUGUAGAAAAUUGCAUGCCGAACCAAUUGAUUUAGACUAUUGUCUUAGAGCUUUUACUUCAGAAGAAAGAUUGGAGGCAAAAUAUCAUUGUAGUAGCUGUCAGAAUCUUCAACCUGCCACUAAAAAAAUGCAAAUUUGGAGGUUGCCACCUAUUCUAAUCAUCCAUUUGAAACGAUUCGUUUACGUCAAUAGAAAGUGGGUGAAAACUCAAAAAGUAGUCAAUUUUCCUUUCAAGAAUUUCGAUCCCACUGCAUACCUAGCAUCAGUUCCUCAAGAAACGAUCCUCAGACAUCGACAGAUCUUGGAAAAGCAACACGAAGAAUUAGAAAAAUCAACUGACGCUCAACCAGAAAGAAUCGUAGAAGAAAACGAAGAAUCGGGUGGUGAAAUAAAGUGUUAUCCGGACGACAAGUGUAAAGGACAAUGCUCUAAAGACUCUAACUCUCCUUUGGAAAGUUGUAAAUUGUUACAUGAUAGUGAUAAAGGGAUAAGUAGAGUGGGGGAGAGGAUAAAUAAGGGUAGGGCGAGAUUGGAAUCCACUAGUCUAUUGAAAACGCCCAUAAUAGAUGAACACCUCAAGGACUAUCAUAGGCAUCAGUUAAAAAUAGGACAGGAUGCUUUUGAUCUCAAGUAUCAGCUAUAUGCUGCUGUGUGUCAUUCUGGGAUGCUGAAUGGUGGUCAUUAUGUCUCUUACGCCUGCAAUCCUAACGGCAAUUGGUACUGCUACAACGAUAGUUCUUGUCGUGAAGUCCUUCCCGAUCCUGAAAUCAACAGCAAUAAAUCGACAAUUUCCCUCAAUUCACGACCCUCCUCUUGUACCCCACUAGCUAAAAAGAAAAAUGUUAGAAAACUAAGCUCCGAUAGUGUAGCCUUUGAAGAUUUAGAUAAAAAAGAAAAUUCAGGUUCGGUAGAAACAUUGAAUAGUUCCAGAUCGAAUUCGAUGAGUUCCGUUGAUAAAUUAGGAACAAAUUUGGACAAUUACAACGAAAAAUUGUUGGGAGAUUCGCAAUAUAGCAGUAGGAAGUCUUUGAAUAAUUUUAAAUGUCCUUAUCGAGAUGUGAAGAUACCGAAGAUAGACACUAGUACCGCAUAUAUUUUGUUUUAUGAAAGAUCUGGUUUGGAUUAUGACCCGUAUCUACCAAAGGUGGUUCCUAACGGCAAGCAAGUGCCUAUUGAAGACCUCGACGAAACUGAUGCCGAAUUAAGAAAGCAAGCAUGUUCGAUUCAGUAACCCGGGGUUUUUAUGAGAAAAGCUCUGGUAGUUCAAUUUUAAGUUUGUUAAUCUGGUUGGAAAAAAAAAGUUUCCCGUAACAAAAAAAUGGAAGUCAUAAAUUUUUGUUUACAAUGUUAAUAUUUGCUAGUUUUUGUACAUUUCUUAAAAUCAGGUACAAGUUUAUUAUUUAUUACCAUUAAUUAAAAACAAUUAUUGAUCAAUUUAAUCAACACAAUGUGUGAUUUCAAAUGUGUUGUUUCCUUCAUCAAGUCUAGUUAUAAAGGUAUAAAUGACAAAAAUGUAUAAAUUAAAGUUAAUGUUCAAAUAAUUCACCCCAAAUAUUGAUAGAAACAAAAAAUGAUAAUUUUUUGUUGUAAUUUAUCUGAUAAAAUUUCAAUUAGUAUACAUAAAACAUAUGAAAAUACAAAACUUCAAGUGACCUAUUCUCAUCUUACUUAUUUAAUACAUUAUUUUUGCAAAACUAAAGGUUAUGAUAAUCAUUUAUCUAUUCAUCACGAAUUAUUGUCAUUUACACCUGUAUCUCUUCAUUUGUUUUCUGUGAAAUUUACUUAUUUUCUAAAUACCUUCAACGUAUAAAGUACAUUUGAUAUUCUAUUUUGUUUUCUGGAUUAGAAUAUAUAAAAAUUUUUAUUUUCCAAAAAUAAAAAUUCUAAAUGAUAUAUAAGGUUGGGAGCUAAAUAUCUGACCUUUUUUUUAAAUUUAUGGGUUAUACUUGUUGGUUUUAUUGAUUUUUGUUAAUGGCAAAGAGUUUUAAUUUAAAAAUAAGUUUAGUACUACAAUAAAAUCUCGGUAAGAUGAAAAAUAAUUACAAGCCGUUUUAGGCUUGAAAAUAUUUUUGUAAAUCCAUGUGAUAACACGAUUCAACAUUCCAAAUUAUUAUGCAUACAAAGCAGGAAAAUAUAUAUUUUGGAAAUACCGAAAUAUAUCGAUGAAACCUAUGGCAAUAAUCUAAUAAAAUCAAACAAAAACAUUGUGGUGGAACCCCAAUGUUCAUAUUGAAAUCUAAUAAUUUUAUUUUUGGUUUUUAAUUAACAUUGCAAAAAUUUAUUCAGUGCUUUAUUAAUUUUUUAAAACUCUGUUGCCUAUUUGUUACAUUUAUUAUAGUUGAAAGAACUGUUAGUUAUUUUUAUAUUUACCACAAUAGUGGUGUUAUAUUUUUACUAUUCAGUUUAUUUAAAGGAAAGUUAUAGAGAUAAGAUAAACCGCUCGGAUGGGGCCGAUGAUGUGGUAGAAUUGUCAAACUUUCAUUGCAAAAUUCAUUCGAAUCGAGAUUUAUUAAUAUUAAAUGUAUAUCGUACUUCAAUUUUGUAAAUAUUUUGGCUUCUUUUCAGUAGCCAGCAAAUCUAAUGUUUUAUGUUUUACUGAAAUUGAAUAAUAAUGGAGAUGACCAUUUCCAGGGAAGAAUUAAGAGUUUUGGAGAGGUUAUUAUAUAUCAUAUUUUAUUUUUUAAAUGAAGAAAUUCUUUUCUUCGAUUUUAUUAUAUAAAAAAAUGUUCUUGUAAUAAUUUGAUUGAUAUUAGCUUCAUAUUAUUUGAUCUUGAAUAUUUUCCAUGUGUUUACAAUUAGACUUAAAUAAAUAAUGUGUUAAAUACCCAAUUCUUUAUUUUGAGAUAAACACAAAAUCAAUGCUGGAUAUAAAAUAAAGUCGAUAUUUAAAAUUAGUUGAUAGAUAUUUGAAAAGAUAGGGUUCUUGAAUUCAACCUUUAUAAAUGAUCGUUUCCUCCUUAUUAGUUGAUUUUAGUAAAAAAGUAUCCAUCUUUAUUAGUUCUUGAAAUAAUUCUGGACCACUUAUAUAUAGUGGAUCUGCCACAUCAUUAGAAUUUUUUUCGUUUAAGAAUAUCCUCAUUAAAUUAAUAAUAAAUAAAAAAUUAUUGUGAUUAAGUAACGAUAAAGCCUAUGCCUAUUUGUAUAAAGAUUAUUUUUUAAAAAAGAUGCUCGCCGUAGAGAUUUUCUUUUUUCUUAAUUGGCGAAAUAGAAUCUAAGAAAAUUUUUCAUGUCUCAACAUUUUUACUUGGAAAAUUUGUGGUUCUAAAUAAAAAUUACGAGCUUUUUACAUUUUUGAAUCAUGAAUAAAAGAAAUAUAAUGAAGUUUUUAAUUAAAUAGUUUCAUAACUAAUUUUUUCAAGAUGUAUUGAAGUCAUCUUAAUAUCGAUGGUUUAACUUACUAAUGUUGGAAUAAACGAUGUUAUGCAGAUAAAUUUCAUUAGCUCGUAAAUUUUACUAACCUUGUUUCGUCAUUUUUUUUAUAGAUAUGCCAAAGAUAUUUGAAAGGAAGGUAAAUGCUUUUUUAAAAAAAUGAAUCGACAUAUAUAUAUGUGAGAUAGUGUGAUCUUGAAUAUUUAUAAUUUAUUGUAUAAGUUCUGUACAUGUUCUCCUAGUCUGAUAUUUUUGAUUCCACUAUUUUUUAAGGUAUUUUUAAUAUGUUACAUUUGACACAAGUUAUUUCCUUUAUGUAAGUGUACAUUAUAUACAGUCAGUUAUGUACGGUGCCAUUUCUAAUAAAGCUUGUAUAUUGUUACUUUUUGUUUUAUUUCAUAGAAUUAGUUAGAAGCAAACAUUCAGUAAACGUUUCUACUACAUUGGAGGAAU